CUAGUACUUCGUAUAUUAUUCGAUUCGAACUUCCAAAGCGGAACGCUUCCGCCCAGUGCCCCAGUAGCAACACAGGCUGCUUCGAAUCUUCCCCAUCUACACUGGUAGACUCACAGACUCACAAAGACGAGGGCGAGCGAAGGAGCGGGACGGCUGCACCGUUGCGACCCACCCAAUUGCAACCGUUGUACGCUGCUACAGCCGGCGGUGCCCUGCCUUGCUGACCCUGCUUCCUUCCGCCGCACUGCUCAGCCAGAUUAGAUAGAGAGUAUGGAGGCAACAGAUUGGAACAUCACAGUAAAAGACUUUUUGAUUGGUUCAAAUCGACAGAAGUUAGCUUUACCCAGGCAUUCCAUUAGGCGAACACACAACUUGCUUUGGGGUGUAAUUCCAAGGCAUUACCCUAUCAAGCUCUGCAAGGUUAAGGCACAGGCAAGAAGACAUCUUUCAGCUGUAGUUUCUGGGAAUGUAGACUCAUUACUAGGCAAGGAGGUUGUGCAGUCUGCAGGAAAUGUUGUACAUUUUUAUCGGGUGCCGUUGCUACAAGACAGUACAACUUCAGAGCUUCUCAAGUCGGUCCAAACAAAAAUCUCACACCAAAUCAUUGGCUUAAAAACAGAGCAAUGUUUCAAUAUAGGUUUGAAUUCUGAUCUUUCAAAUGAGAAACAGUCCGUUCUGAAGUGGGUUUUAGGAGAAACAUAUGAGCCUGAGCAUUUAGGGACUGAUAGUUUUCUACAUAGUGAUACGACAGAGAGUGCAGUUGUAGUGGAAGUUGGCCCGAGGUUGUCUUUCACUACAGCUUGGUCUGCAAAUGCGGUUUCCAUCUGCCAAGCUUGUGGCUUGACGGAGAUAAGUAGAAUGGAACGUUCUAGAAGAUACAUGUUAUGUCUUGAGCCAGGAAGCGGUCCCUUACUUGAUAGUCAAAUAAAUGAGUUUGCAGCCAUGGUAUUUGAUAGAAUGACUGAGUGUGUUUACCCUAAGAAGCUAACUUCGUUCGAGACAAAUGCAGUUCCAGAGGAGGUCCGUUUCGUACCUGUCAUGGAGAGGGGCAGGGCAGCAUUGGAAGAAAUAAAUGAAAAAAUGGGUUUGGCUUUUGACGAACAAGAUUUGCAGUACUACACUAAGCUCUUUAGAGAUGAUAUAAAGCGGGACCCAACCAAUGUCGAGUUGUUUGAUAUCGCCCAGUCAAACAGUGAACACAGCAGGCAUUGGUUCUUCACUGGGAAACUUGUGAUAGACGGUCAGCCCAUAAACAGAACCCUUAUGCAGAUUGUGAAAAGCACUCUAGUGGCGAAUCCUAACAAUUCAGUUAUUGGAUUCAAAGACAAUUCCAGUGCUAUCAAGGGCUUUUUGGUCAAUCAUUUGAGACCUACCCAACCUGGGUUUUCAAGCCCACUGCAAUCUAGUGAUCAUGAUCUUGAUAUCUUAUUCACUGCGGAAACCCACAAUUUCCCAUGUGCCGUGGCUCCAUAUCCAGGAGCUGAGACAGGUGCCGGGGGCCGUAUAAGGGACACACAUGCCACUGGAAGGGGUUCUUUUGUCAUCGCGUCCACAGCCGGAUAUUGUGUUGGGAACCUGAAUAUUGAAGGAUCAUAUGCUUCGUGGGAAGAUCCUUCCUUCCAAUACCCUUCAAACUUGGCUUCCCCUUUGCAAAUCCUCAUUGAUUCAAGCAAUGGGGCAUCUGAUUACGGAAACAAAUUUGGUGAACCGUUGAUUCAGGGGUACACGAGGACAUUUGGAAUGAGACUCCCUAGUGGAGAAAGGAGGGAAUGGUUGAAACCUAUCAUGUUCAGUGGAGGUAUAGGUCAAAUCGAGCACAUCCAUAUAACCAAAGGAGAGCCCGAGAUCGGAAUGCUAGUUGUUAAGAUAGGGGGGCCUGCGUAUCGGAUAGGAAUGGGAGGUGGGGCCGCUUCGAGCAUGGUAAGUGGCCAAAACAGUGCUGAGCUGGACUUCAACGCUGUACAGCGUGGCGAUGCUGAGAUGGCGCAGAAACUAUACCGUGUUGUUCGUGCCUGUAUAGAGAUGGGACCAGAUAACCCGAUAAUCAGCAUUCAUGAUCAGGGUGCCGGCGGGAACUGUAAUGUUGUUAAAGAAAUCAUACACCCUCAGGGUGCCCAAAUUGAUAUAAGAGCGGUCGUGGUUGGGGACCACACCAUGUCUGUCCUUGAGAUUUGGGGGGCAGAGUAUCAAGAGCAAGAUGCAAUUUUGGUUAAACCCGAAAGUGGCGGAUUUCUGAAAGAAAUCUGUAAGAGGGAAAGGGUACCCAUGGCAGUUAUUGGGACAAUAAAUGGAAAAGGGCGCAUCACUUUAGUGGACGGUUUGGCUGCUGAUGAAAAAACACCGCCUGUAGUGGAUCUUGAGCUUGAGAAGGUUCUCGGGGACAUGCCACAGAAAACUUUCAAACUUCACCGUGUGGACAAUGUUCUAGAACCUCUUGAUAUAGCUCCUGGGACUACAGUUAUGGAAGCCUUGAAGAGAAUAUUGAGACUACCUUCCAUCGGUUCAAAAAGGUUUUUGACCACUAAAGUUGACCGCUGCGUUACGGGCCUAGUGGCACAACAGCAAACUGUGGGUCCCCUGCAAAUAACACUUUCCGAUGUUGCCGUCAUUGCCCAAACAUAUACUGAUUUUACCGGAGGCGCUUGUGCCAUUGGGGAACAACCAAUUAAGGGUCUUUUGAAUCCCAGAGCAAUGGCGCGGCUAGCUGUAGGGGAAGCACUAACAAACCUCGUGUGGGCAAAGAUUACUUCUCUUUCAGAUGUGAAAGCAAGCGGAAAUUGGAUGUAUGCUGCCAAGAUGGACGGGGAAGGUGCCGCCAUGUAUGAUGCUGCCAAUGCUCUUUCAGAAGCCAUGAUUGAACUUGGUAUAGCCAUUGAUGGUGGGAAGGACAGUCUUUCAAUGGCUGCCCAUUCGUCCGGGGAAGUAGUCAAGGCUCCAGGAAACUUGGUGAUCAGUGCCUAUGUGACAUGUCCAGACAUAACAAAAACAGUCACCCCGGACUUGAAGCUCGGGGAUGACGGUGUAAUUCUCCACAUUGACCUGUCAAAGGAGGGAAAUAGGCGUCUUGGUGGUUCUGCCCUUGCACAGGUGUUCGGUCAGGUCGGGGACGAGUGUCCCGAUCUGGAAGACGUCUCUUACUUCAAAACGGUCUUCAACGAGGUUCAGAAUCUCAUUUCUCAUGAUCUCAUCUCUGCUGGCCAUGACAUCAGCGACGGAGGACUUCUGGUCAGCAUGCUUGAAAUGGCUUUUGCCGGGAACUGUGGUGUUUCUUUGAAUUUGACUACACCUGGAGGGGAUAGUAACAACAGCAAUGUGUUCCAAAUGCUGUUUGCAGAAGAGCUCGGGCUUAUCAUUGAGGUGAGUAAGGAAAAUUUGGAGAUAGUAAUGGGAAAGCUCAGUAGUGCAGGCAUUAGUACUGUCCAAGUCAUUGGACAUGUCACCGUUUCUCCAAUCAUUGACUUGAAAAUUGACGGUUUGACUUAUUUGAAUGACAAAACUUGUGUGCUUCAUGACAUGUGGGAAGAAACCAGCUUUGAACUGGAUAAGAAGUCCCAAAGGUUAGCCUCUUGUGUGGAGCUUGAAAAAGCAGGGUUGAAGGGUAGGCGGGCACCGUCCUGGAAUUUGUCCUUUAAACCGGUUUUCACAAACAGGGAUUAUAUCAAUGCCACAUCAAAACCAAAGGUUGCUGUGGUCCGGGAGGAAGGCAGUAAUGGGGACAGAGAGAUGUCUGCGGCUUUCCAUGCCGCCGGAUUUGAGCCGUGGGAUGUCGCAAUGUCAGACCUUCUGAAUGGUCAGAUGUCACUACGGGAGUUUCGUGGGGUAGUGUUUGUUGGUGGUUUUAGCUAUGCUGACGUUCUAGAUUCUGCAAAAGGUUGGGCAGCUUCGAUACGGUUUAACCAGCCUUUGUUAGACCAGUUCCAGGAAUUCUUUAACCGUCCUGACACGUUUAGUCUCGGGGUUUGCAAUGGUUGUCAACUCAUGGCUUUGUUAGGUUGGGUACCUGGGCCUGAAGUCGGAGGUGUUCUCGGUAAAGGAGGUGACCCGUCACAGCCAAGGUUCAUACACAAUGAAUCAGGGCGGUUUGAGUGCCGAUUCACAAGUGUCACUAUACAAGAAUCACCUGCCAUAAUGUUCAAAGGGAUGGAGGGUAGCACACUGGGUGUGUGGGCCGCACAUGGUGAAGGAAGGGCUUAUUUUCCUGACAAUAGUGUUUUCGAGCAGAUUCUCGGGUCAAACUUGGCCCCGGUGAGGUAUUGUGACGAUGAUGGCGUUCCGACUGAAAUUUAUCCCUUCAAUAUGAAUGGUUCGCCACUUGGUGUGGCUGCUAUUUGUUCGCCAGACGGGAGGCACCUUGCUAUGAUGCCCCACCCAGAACGAUGCUUCUUGAUGUGGCAGUUCCCUUGGUAUCCAAACCAUUGGGACAUGGACAAGAAGGGACCAAGUCCUUGGUUGCGUAUGUUCCAAAAUGCAAGAGAAUGGUGCUCAUGAGUUGAGCCUGACACACCCAGAUCUUUUGUGGACUAAGUAGGGUCGUAGUUUUAUCUAUUUCGAAAAGCUAAUCAAAACCUGAAUAAAAGAGCCGGAGAAAGAACACAGUUCAAAAGGACAAGGUGAUGAAGACGCUGUAGCCUUUAGUUCUCAAUGUGUUUGUCACACAAAUUUUGAAGAUAAUUUUAUUUCAUUUUCUUCACUCUGAUCUGUAAUUUUAAAACUUUGUGCUGUUUUUAAAUGAGGCGGCAUGAAAACCUGACAUUUUUUACGAUUUCUAUUAGGCAUUUUAGUUUGCUUUGUUUUGUUGCAUUAUGUACACUUAUAUGGCUUCAAAGUUACCCUCCCUUUUCUUGUCCAAUAAAUUGAGAAGAGUUUCUUCUUUCUUGGUUAUAUUCUUGAAGUCCUAGUCAAAACAUGUAUUUUAGUCCUUC
Molecule: messenger RNA, 4922 nt
Organism: Cuscuta europaea
Lineage: Eukaryota; Viridiplantae; Streptophyta; Magnoliopsida; Solanales; Convolvulaceae
Source: the annotation of a GenBank genome assembly